GCGAGGAAUCAGCCGCUAUACAAACCAGCGGGUGUUUGAGCUCCUGCUCCCGCACGGCACUGCUGUGCGCGCGCGCGCCUCCAUUUCCAAGCAAUACGCAAAGAGAGAGAGCGAGAGAGGAAGAGAGAGAGAGAGAGAGAGAGAGAGUGAGUGAGUGAGAGAGAACACCUCUGGAAAUUUUGAAUAAUGUGGCCGAAGCCGCACGAGCGAGGAAAUUGAGGACAUUUUUGAUUUACUGUUAUUUGCGCCGCGCACCCGCGAAGACAGACACGUGUCUUCGAGGGUAAACAUUAAUAAAAAGGGCUACACAUCGUGUCAUCAUUGUUUUCCCUCUCAGCUCCAUUUGUUUUGUUGCUGAAGAAGGAGCAGAAGGAGAAGAGGAGCGAGUCCGAGCUCGACGACGCGCUUCUUCUCUUUUUUAUUUGGUAACAUCAUUUCGGCUCGUGCGCCUUUUUUUUGGGCGAUAAAAAGACGCAUUUUGGAGAAUGUCGGAAGUGCUGCCUUUCAACGAGGAGAAAAUGAGUCAUUAUGGAAGCGAGGGCGACGAGGGACACCUUUCCUUCACCUGUCGUCUCCAAGACACCAACAACUUCUUCAACGGCCCACAGAACAAACGUCCACCCAAGCUCGGACAAAUAGGCAGAAGCAAACGAGUUGUGAUCGAGGAUGAGAAUGGCGAGGAUGAAGCACAGAAAAAUGGAACAGAGAAGACCCCGCCAGAGGCUUAGAUCACUCGGCUCAUUGUCUUCCUCCCCUCCCUCCUCCCUCCACCCCGACACACACACACACACACAAUACACACACAAAAAAAGACACUCUUGAAAAUUUUUUAUGGCGAUAUUUACUAGUUUUAAUCCAAAGACACUGUAUAUAAGCACUUUCUCUCAUGUGGCAGCAAGCAGCACUUCCACACCCUCCUCUACCUGUCAGUCAUGGCCAUCCGGGUGACACAGACUGACUGGCAGGGCUGGGAGACGGCAGCAAAAGGAGACCCCCCCCCAGGUGGACUUCCCCCCCUUGUCCUCCAACACACACAUGUACACACACACGUACACACACAUGUACACAAAAUGUCCAAUGCCCUUGAGCACAGGGUUUCGCCAUAAAUCCAAAAGUGGAGAAGACAAACCAGGGGCAGAGGAGGGGGGGGUUGACGUGGAGGAAGGAGGCGACGCUGUCGAAAUGCAGAAAUCAGGGACAGGAUACAGAAAUGAAUCUAGUAUAAAAACUAAAGCACACACUUCUCCUACGUAUAUAUAAGUAUAUAUACAUCGUAUCAAUUUAACUUAUAAUGGUACCAUUCUUUAUUCACGUCAUUUUAAUCGAGAGAGGAAUAAAGAGCGCCGAGUUUGUAAAUAUGGAAAGGGUAGCCCAUAUUUUUCUUGCACAAAGUGGGAGUGAGUGAACCGGCUUGUUCUCUGUGUUGAAGACUUUAUUUAUUGAUCCUUUGGAAUAUGUCUUUUUGCAGUGACCCGAGGCCCAGAGGGAGUAGUUUUUUGUAUGCGGAGAGAACUUUGAGCGAAUGAGAGUUGAUAUUUUUUUCACUUAACAAUUCUCGGUGUUGCCUGAGUGUUUUUUGUUACCAUAUUUUGCAGCUAACGAGUCAUUUAUAUACCGUGUACCUCCCACCUGUUUGUAAGCUUCCCAGGCUUUCACCUGGAAUGGUUGAUACUGUAACUUGACUGUACAACACCCUAUUGAUAAACUAUUUAUAUUGCAUUGUGCAUUAUCGUGUGUGCCAAACCUCAUGAGGGAUAUACUGUACCGGAUUACUUUGUUUUUUUUUCUGUGCUUUAUACAUUUACUUGGACAGUUCACGUUUGUUUUCGUUGGUUUGCCAUUUUUAGGGCUCUUUCUUAAAAAAAAUAAAUGAAUCAAAACACUGAAAUACCAACUCAUGCAUGGCAAAUAUGAAAUCAUGCAUGCACGGCAGACGUUCUGAAACUUGUGUAUUCUUGAAGCACCUCGUAUACAGCUUUGAAUGACAAACCUCGAGCAACAGUCUUAAUUCUGCGUUGUACUGUACGACUCGCACUGAUUUGUACAGCGGACUAAUAUCUUGUAAUAAAGAUUUGACAAAGUA
Messenger RNA from Solea senegalensis (Senegalese sole), 2083 nucleotides. It is a transcript of the gene camk2n1, whose product is annotated as calcium/calmodulin dependent protein kinase II inhibitor 1. The coding region runs from base 486 to 728 and encodes 80 amino acids. The record is from RefSeq and is a predicted model, not a curated record. Gene Ontology annotation, molecular function: protein kinase binding; calcium-dependent protein kinase inhibitor activity. Gene Ontology annotation, biological process: negative regulation of protein kinase activity. NCBI's taxonomy places the organism in Eukaryota, Metazoa, Chordata, Actinopteri, Pleuronectiformes, Soleidae. The transcript is spliced from 2 exons.